This is a messenger RNA of Zeugodacus cucurbitae (melon fly), 2002 nucleotides long. RefSeq names its product antigen 5 like allergen Cul n 1. The record is from RefSeq and is a predicted model, not a curated record. The transcript is spliced from 4 exons. The coding region runs from base 367 to 1257 and encodes 296 amino acids. NCBI's taxonomy places the organism in Eukaryota, Metazoa, Arthropoda, Insecta, Diptera, Tephritidae.
ACAGCCAGUUAUAUUCCAGAAUAAUAUGCGUACGCCUUGUUAAAAUACGAACGGGGACCUUACAUAACAUAAAUAUUUGGCCAUGAACUGUGAUUCAAAAACCAAAAAAAGAUAAAUAAGAAGAUUCGCGAAAUUGGUUGAGUUUGAUAUAGGUAAAAGUACAGAUAUAUGCAGAAAGCAGGUGACAGCUGUCAAUCAAACGGACAAUAAGACGGAUCAACCUAUUUAAAAACUACAGCAUUGGAAACAACGAAAAUACUAUAAAAGUCAGAGUUUUAAAAUAUGCCAACCAUACGCUCCAGAUAGAUCUUUGCAUUCGAGUGCUGUUCUUUGUCCCGUAUAGUAAAUCCGCAAGAAGAAGAAAGGAUGAGUGUUCUGACCAAAGUUCACCUAAGCGAUCUUCAAAAAAAGGAAGUUACUAUGUUUCGACUUUAUUUCCUUGCCUUGGGAAUCAUUGCGUUCGCGGCGGCAGAACAUUUAUUCUGCACCUUGACAUGUUUAAAUGAAGGAGCGCAACAUGGCGCUUGCGUAAACCCGCAUGGACGACUGGGCGGUGACUGUCCAAAAACCACUAAACUGCUUAACAUGAAUAAGAAUAAGAAUGGCUACAAAAAAUUUCUACUAGACAAGCAUAACAAAUUGCGCAACUCCAUUGCUAGUGGACAAGUAGCUAAUCUGGCGACGGCGAAUAAAAUGGGUGAAAUGUUUUGGGAUCGCCAGUUGGGGUUUCUGUCCGUCUUUAGUGCGAAACGUUGCAGUCUCAGCGAUGAUUAUUGCUAUCGCACUGGCUUACUACCGAAUCCUGGACGUGUUGCGAAAAUUUUUGAAUUCUCUAACACAAGUGAGGUGAAUCCAACAAAUGUGAAAUUGAAAAUCGACGAAUGGUUUAACGAACUCAAUGAAACGGCAAAAGAGAUAAAGACUAUAUUUCCACCGCAUGAGGACAAAGUUUUGAAUAUUGCACACAUACUUGAAGAGGAAAAUAAUCGCAUCGGUUGCGCCAUGUCGCAUUGGCGCAAAAAAGCUGACAAUGUAACAAAACUAAUUUUGGUCUGUCUCUAUGCCACGGAUGUGAAAAGCAAUUUACCAUUGUAUUCUAUGGGUCCACCAGCCAGUAGAUGUCGCACAACAGAAAGCAUUUUAUAUAGCAGUCUAUGCAGUAUUAAUGAGGAAUAUGAUUACUCCGAAGGACUACCGCAAUUCAUAAAUUCACAAGCAAAAGUUACAAUAAAUAUUGCAAGCAGUACGAGAGUGUAAACGAAGAAAAGUUUCAAUAAUUCUGUUCGUUUCGCCACUUGCCGCUGCUUGCUAUGUUUUAAGCUCGGCAGUGAAAGCUUUAUAUGUAUCAAAAUAAAUAUUGAUAUUUAUGAGUCUUCUAAAAUUUGUUUCUUACUCGUUUCAAUGAAACUUUAUCGAUAACGGGUGGUAAUGGAUGGUGCUCAAUCACUUCGAACUGCGGAGGAAUGGAUCACAUACGACAAUAUCAAGCGAAAACGGCCGGUGAAUCAUCCUAAACAGUGGCCAGUGUUUAGUGGGAUUGGAAGGGAAUCAUCCACUAAGAGCUAUAUGGCCAGAUGCUUAAUUCUACCAUCUACUGCGAACAACUGGACCACUUGAAGCAGGCGAUCGACCAGAAUUGCCCAACAGGAAGGAUGUAGAGUUCCACCAGGACAACGCCAGACCACAUACUUCGUUGAUGACCCGCCAUAAGCUACGGGAGCUCGGAUGGGAGGUUUUAUCGCAUGCACCGUAUAGCACGGACAUAGCGCAAUGUGAUUACCACCUGUUCCUGUCCUUGGCGAACGCCCUUGAUCGUGUAAAGUUGAACUCAAAAGAGGCUUGUGAAAGGUGGCUGUACGAGUUCUUCGCAAAUAAGUAGCGGGCUUCUACGAGGGGAGUAUUAUGAAGUUGCCGUCUAGAUAGAAACAGAUUACCGAACGAAAGGCGCAUACUUGAACUAAAUCCGAUCACUGUAACACUUUUUUUUAUACAUAAGAGGCGA